Molecule: messenger RNA, 1140 nt
Organism: Centropristis striata (black sea bass)
Lineage: Eukaryota; Metazoa; Chordata; Actinopteri; Perciformes; Serranidae
Gene: thap4
Product: THAP domain containing 4
Exons: 5
Coding region: 117-626 (169 amino acids)
Source: RefSeq, a predicted model, not a curated record
GCUGUGAGGCCGUAUAAAUACAAGUACGUCAUAAACAGUGGCAGUGCAACUAUUUAUUUAGUGGCAUUUAAUCUGGUUCCUGAUUUUAUGCAUUCAUAAUCCUUCACUGCGGUUAGAUGGCGUGUCCUGCUAAUAACACAGUGGAGCUGAACCCAGCCCUCCUCCCUCUAGACUGGCUUCUGGGUACCUGGGAGUCAGAUGAACCUGGAGAGGGCUGUUUUACCUCUAUAAAACCUUUCCGCUACAUAGAGACACUGAACUUCAGCCACGUGGGACAACCAGUCAUCAACUUCAUGUUCAAUGCCUUCCAUGCAGAGAGCAAGAAGCCUCUGCACAGGGAGUGUGGUUUCAUCCGGAUGCAGCCAGGAACCAACAGAGUGGCGUUCAUGAUUGCACAGAACUCAGGUCUGGUGGAGAUUGAGGAGGGAGAGCUGACAGCCCAGCAGCUGAACCUACAGAGCCAGACUCUAGCCAGAGUCUCUUUUGCCAGAGAGCCGUAUGUACAGAAGAUUUCUCGAGUGUUUCAGCUCCGACCAGAUGGGAGACUGGAGCAGACAGUUUCCAUGGCAACAGACAACCAGCCACUGAUGCAGCACUUGCACAUCACCUACCGUCGGUCAUCUUGACCCAACGGGCCGCCAGGCUUCUUUUACACAUAUUCUUGUGUCAGGAACGAUAAAUGAUGCUUAACUGUGACUUGAUCAAUUAUCACAGUUUAGUCCGAUAAAUCUAUAAAUGAGUUAUGGUACGUAAAUACAUGACAUAGAGUAUUAACUUUGUUUAGGCACUACAGUGAGACUGAUGUAGAGUUAAUGUUGCUGUCAAAAUAAAAAUAAAGAUUAUAUAUUGCACUAAGUGGGGUUGGUUGAGUAUGGGUGCUUGCGUUAUCGUAAUAUUUAUCACUUGGAUGUUUAAUGGAGCUAUAAGAAUUAUAAAGCACUGAUGAAUUAAUGUUAAGUCCAAUGUCUUCUUACCUUCAGCUUUCAUAGCACUAUUUUAAGAUGAAAAGCUGAUGUAAAUGCUGUCCUUCUUAAGUCAACGAACAUUGUUUGAGUGUGUAAUAGAUUCACGGAGAGGUGAUUUAAAUAAAGUUAUACAUGAUUUCAGCUUUUCUCAACUGGACUACUGUAAUGCACUUUG